Caenorhabditis auriculariae is the source of this 3735-nucleotide messenger RNA. NCBI's taxonomy places the organism in Eukaryota, Metazoa, Nematoda, Chromadorea, Rhabditida, Rhabditidae. The record is from the annotation of a GenBank genome assembly.
AUGACGACAAAUUUGUUCCCGCUGCAAACCAAUCUGGAAGAGUGUCAUCAGUGCUCCAAAACCAAGCUGAGAGAACCAUUCUGUGAGCCAGGACACAGUUCAAACCAUUACUACCACCACGGAAGUCCAUUGCACGAGGUGAAGUUUCGCACUGGCGCUGUAGCUCAUGAAGCUUCGGAGAAGGUUUGGUUUGGCCGCUCAGAUUAAAUUUGAAUUCUGAGGAUUUUCGAAACUUCAAGCAAAAAAAAAACUGAGCUUGACUGAGAUUUUAUACAUAAUUUUAUUUAAAGCGUUUGGUGCACUAAGUAUUCCAGAACUCCUAUCGCAAAGAACUUCAAAAAAAAAACUUUCUUUCGAAAUUUCAGUGUUUCAGAUGGUGAGCCUAGCGCAUGAUGCCGAGGUAGCUUGUGACCACGUUAUCGACAAGUUCAAAGAAAAGUGGCACGAUGCAAAAAAUCUUGUAAACAGCCAUUAAAGGAUGAAAUAUACGAUUUUUUUUUUCUUGAAGUUCUUGUCUUAUGUGUUUAUUUUUCAAAACACUGCUCAAGGAUCACGUCAAAAGAUGAAAAACUUCUAUCUCCUCAAAAUUUAUAUUGCAAUUUAAAUAAAAAAAAUUUGAUUGAAAGUUCGUUUAUUGAGCGAGCAACGAAAAAAAAAAAUUAAUUCAACGAAUCAUUCGAUCCAGGCAAAGACUUCAUACCGUCAACCUGUGGUUUGGUUCUUUUUGGGUUCAAAUCAAGCAGGUAAUGACCAAUUUCUUCGGAUUGAAAAGAAAAAAUAAGGAUUCGAUGAGCACGAAAACAUGUUUAUCCGAAGGCUCGCGCGCUUUGGCGCUUUCCAGCUUUAAGGUUUGGACGUUUCGUGAUUGUCCGUUUUCCCUUUCACGUCCUUCGUUACUUUUUUCUUUUUUUGAAGGCUCUCUCACACAAAUCUUUUCAGAAUUCAAAAAUGAGCAGCCACGUGAUUUAUCGAAGCACGGUGCAGGACAACCAACCGGUGGACACGGGAACAAAUUAUCCCAACACGCAGCCGACGACUACAAUUGCCACCGACAACUACACGGCGGCCGCGUCUCUGCCACACAACGAGGGAAUACUGCACAAUACCGUCGAGAUCACCAAGGACUACGCUCACGAGGCUACCGAGAAGGUUAGAAAACCCUUUGCCGGAAAUCGGCUCUUCUUUUUCUUCCUACGCCGCUGAGAACAAAAGCGGCAGUGCAGCGCCCAUUUCGAAAAAUAAACGGCAGGGCAAGAUAUUUCUUUGGUUGGCUUAAAUCAGUCAAAUCGGUCGAAUGCCAGCGCUUAUAGUCUGUUCAGAUUUUGAAUGUCAACUGCAAUGACGUCAUUCAAAAACACUCUGUGGAUGGCUCGCUCUCUGAUUGGUUUAUUGCACCAUUAUGGGCGGAGCUUCAGCGGCGACUUGACAUUCAAAAUCUGAACAGACUAUACAAGGACAGUUUUUUAGGCCUCGAAUUGAACUUUUGAUGUAAAUUGUUCAAAACGUACUCUAGGAACAAGGAAAGAACAAACUCGGCGACCCUUAGACGUUGUUUAGAACGUGUUGAGUAGAGUUCUCAAAAUGACCAAUUGAAAAAAAUGACAUUUUUCAAAAACGAAAAAUUUUCUUUUUGACAUUUCAAACGAAUGUCGUUUUUGAAAGAUCAACCAAAAUUGAUCACUUUCAUUCUUUUCAUUUUGUGACUUUUCAAAUAAUGACUGAAAAAUAAAUGGUCAUUUUCUAAACAAUCAUAUUCUGACUAGUAAAUAAAUGUUCGUCCUAAUGACCAAAUUUUUUUCAAAGUGAAAAAGUAAAUGUUCACUUUUUUUGACCAAAAUUUUGCAAAGUGAACUUUAAAUGUUUACUUUUCUGACCAAAUUUUUCAAAAGUGAAAUUUAAAUGUUCAUUUUUUUGACCAAAAUUUCCGAAAUGAACUUUAAAUGGUCACUUUUUUGACCAAAAUUUUUCGAAACGAAUUUUUAUAUGUUUACUUUUUUUCGUAAAAAAAAUUUUUUUCAACUGUGAAAAUUAAAUGUUUAUUUUUUUGGCCGAUAAUUUUUCCGAACCUGGAUUUUUCCGAACCAAAAUCCAAAUCAAUACUCUUUCUUUUUCCUCAUUCAAUUAAUUCUCCAGAUAGCACCUUUCUUCCGGUCUGCUCAUUUUUGACCGGUUCCAUAUAAUUUUUCUCGGCUUUAACCGGCUUUUAGCUUUGCCCUUGACCAUCCAGAUCACUGUUUUUCCAACAGAUUUAUUAAUUUUUUUAACCAGAAAUUAGUUUGAAUUUCGAAGUAAUCGAUUCAAGAUUUCAUUUUGGAGAAGACUGAGAUAGAAUUGACUCCGACACAGAUACUGCCAAGUACCGUAAUAGUAAUGAAUAAAGUAAUGAAUAAAUGUUUACUUUUUUGACCAAAAUUUUUAAAAUGAAUUUUAAAUGUUCAUUUUUUUGACCAAAAUUUUUUUAAAAUGAAUUUUAAAUGUUCAUUUUUUUGACCAAAAUUUUUAAAAUGAAUUUUAAAUGUUCAUUUUUUUAACCAAAAUUUUCAAAGUGAACUUUAAAUGUUUACUUUUCUGACCAAAAAUUUUCAAAAAGUGAAAUUUAAAUGUUCAUUUUUUUGACCGAAAAUUUCCGAAAUGAAUUUUUAAAUGUUUACUUUUUUUGACCAAAAAAAUUUCAAAAUGAAAUUUAAAUGUUCAUUUUUUUAACCAAAAAUUUUUUUCGAAAAAAAUAAGUAAUUGUUCAUUUUUUUUAAAUGCUCAGUUAUAAAAUUUAACCAAAAUGAAAUUUUUAAAGAACGGUUCAUGUGAAAUUUAACUAAUUGGUCGAAUUCAUCAAACGUUCAGAAAAUGUUUGGUUGAACGUUCGUUCAAACAUUUACUUUUGAGAACUCUAGUGUUGAGUACGACUCUGGUCUCUAAGUUUACCAUGCUCCUGAACUGAUAAAGCUGAUUCACGACUAGCUUGGGACGCUAAGGGGCGUGUCCUGUCUGCGCUCUCCACGAGCCCGGCGCUAUCUCGUGCAUUAUCGUGUCAGGACCCUUUUUUCGAUGGCUCAAGCCAGCCGUGAAGGUGGUAUGAAAAAAACACCAGCGAAAAUUCAAACGGCGACUUUUCCGAUUUUUUCAUUUCGCUAGGGAACUUUCCGACGGCCACCUUUCCGACGAAACUUUUUCCGACUUUUUUCCCUUAUGCUUUUCGGUUUAUAAAACAUCUAUAAACAUUUUUUUUUCCUAUUUCUUUGUAUUUUAAUUAUGAACAAACUACCUACUUUAUAUAGGAAGAUGUAAAACGAAGAGUUUAUCGAGAAAAAAAAGUCGGAAAAAGUUUCGUCGGAAAGGUGGCCGUCGGAAAGUUCCCUAGCGAUGAAAAAAUCGGAAAAGUCGCCGUUGGAAUUUUUGCCGGUGUUUUUUUCAUACUACCGCCGUGAAUCAGUUAUACGUGCGCGCUGACCUGCCGUUUUUCUGAGCGCUUAACUUGAAGCCGAAUUUUGAGAGCCUCUUGGAGUUAUUCGGUGAGCUUCGGCUUAAGAACUCACCCUAGGACGGCCAACUACUCUCAUAAAUUAAUAAUACUGGGGAUUUUUCUGAUUUUUUAAAAAAAGUAUAUUCAGUAACUUGUUUUAAAAAUUCUUUCAGGUGAAAGAAUUGGCUCAGGGUACAAAGACGGCUUGCAACAACGCUGCCGACAAAAUCAGCGAAAAGCUCCACGAUGCAAAACAAGCAGUCAUCGGUCACUAA